CGGUGUUAGACGGAUAUUAUUGUAAAUUUGCUUUAAAUGUGCUUGUAAUAAACUCGUCACUUAUGACCGUUGUUAGGAUGUACAGUGAACCAUUUAUCUGCAGUUUUCACCACUUUUAACGCUCUUUGUUGCAUUUGUGUGAGCAGAUUUCUUAACAAUGGACAGAAUAAGUGUUAGUUAUAAAAGGAGUACAUCAAAUGCUUGUUUAUGAAGGCGAAAGGAUAUGUUUAGAUGUUUAAAUGCAGCUAAAUAUAAGUGGGUAUGUUAAAAAAAAACUAAAAAAUAGACGUCCAACCGAUCGAUGCUACUGAUGUUAACAGCAUGACACAAGAAAAUGCCAACACUACGCAAGACUUAAGUAUCGUUGCACAAGACAUUUCCAAUACCACACAAGCAAUAACCAACACAGCCCAAGACUCAGGCAUAUUUGCACAAAACAUUACCAAUACCACACAAGCAAUAGCCAAUAAAACCCAAGAUUUAAGCAUCAUUGCACAAGACAUUUCCAAUACAACACAAGCAAUAACCAAGACAACUAAAGACUCAGGCAAUUUCGCACAAGAUAUUUCUAAUACCACACAAGCAAUAACCAACACAACCAAAGACUCAGGCAAAAUCGCACAAGAUAUUUCUAAUACCACACAAGCAAUAACCAACACAACCAAAGACUUAGGCAAUAUCGCACAAGAUAUUUCUAAUACCACACAAGCAAUAACCAACACAACCAAAGACUCAGGCAUAUUUGCACAAGGCAUUUUCAAUACCACACAAGCAAUAACCAACACAGCCAAAGACUCAGGCAUAUUUGCACAAGACAUUUCCAAUACUACACAAGCAAUAACAAAGACAAUCAAAGACUCAGGCAAUAUCGCACAAGAUAUUUCUAAUACCACACAAGCAAAAACCAACACAAACAAAGACUCAGGCAAUAUCGCGCAAGACAUUUCCAAUACCACACGUGCAAUUACCAACACAACCAAAGAUUUAAGCAUCAUCACACAAGACGUUUCCAAUACUACACAAGCAAUAACAAAGACAACCGAAGACUCAGGCAAUAUCGCACAAGAUAUUUCUAAUACCACACAAGCAAUAACCAACACAACCAAAGACUCAGGCAAAAUCGCACAAGACAUUUCCAAAACCACACAAGCAAUUACCAACAUAACCCAAGACUCGGGCAUUAUUGCACAAGACGUUUCCAAUACGAAACAAGCAAUAACCAAUGCAACCCAAGUCUUAAGCAUCAUCGCACAAGACGUUUCCAAUACAACACAAGCAAUAACCAACACAGUCCAAAUCUUAAACAUUAUUGCACAAGACAUUUCCAAUACCACACAAGCAAUAACCAAUACAACCAAAGACUCAGGCAAUAUCGCUCAAGACGUUUCCAGCACCACACAAGCAAUAACCAACACAGCCCAAGACUUAAGCAUCAUUGCACAAAACAUAUCCAGUACCACGCAAGACUUAAGGGUCAUUACAAUCGAAAUGGCCAAUACCACACAAACAAUAACCAACACCACAUCAAAUAUUUCAAGUUCAUCUUCAUCCAUAGUUGUUAAUGAUACAACCGUGUCACUCUCUACGACCCUACCAACAUUCAUCACUCCAAAUCACACCGACUCGAUGGUAGCUACGAACAGUACAAUACAAACUAAUAAAACUUUGCCAACAACGUUAACGCCAGCGGAGGAUGUACCUACGACUACCGAUACCAACAACAAAACUACGCCAGCUUCGCAAACACAACAGGCAACAACAACGUUAGGGCUCCCGACAACAAAAGCAACAUCCACUGGAAAAUUCGUGACAAACUCAAAGUCAAGUACUGAAGCGAAUUCAAGAUCGGGAGACUCGGCAUUGGGGCGGUUGGGACUGCCGUUAUUGGCAGCAUCUUUGAUUAUCAUAGUCAUCUUGGUGGUGAUCAUUAUCGUGAUCGCUCGGCGUCGUCGGCAGGACGGACAUGCAAACGGGGAGGACCAGAGUACUCCAAAACUUAAAAUGCUUGAAAUAAAGGACACAGAUAACAUGCGAAAGACGCCUUUGAACGAGGAUUUGCAAACGUACUCCCUUGACUACGAUCGCCACGUGCAAGAAAGGAUUGAAGAGCACAAGCGUCAAACCAAACCACCAGUCGCCUCGAAGCCGGCAGUGGGCGGGACAACGACAUUUAAGAUCACAAAGAAAGCGAGUUUGAGAAGCAACUCUUCUGUGUCUUCUUCGACUUCCAGCAGUCCUCCUAUGUCGCCCCUCUCGCCGGAUGCUCGACAGGUCCUACCGCUCCUGUCCCCUAAGGCCGCGUUAACAGAGGAAGACGAACCGGUGAUCUUUAACUUUGCAAAACGUCCAAGUGACUGUUUGAUCAACAGGCGAGCAAGCAAUUUGGAUUCGGUGGAUAAGGGACAAUACUCCGGAGUAAACAAAUAUCUCGGUGACUCGUAGUUACCGUUCUUGACGGACACAGCGCAAAGUGUGUUGACCCAUGUGUAAUUUAAUGCGAAUAUGGCCCGUCCUAAUUGAGAUUGGUGACAAUUAUUGGGCCCAUACCGCCUACUUUGAGCUACCCCAAUGAGUACAUGUGUAAUGGAACAUGGCUUGCGUUUUCAUUGAUAGGUGAACUUGAUGAAUUGUUUUGAUUUUUGAUGUGAAUUUUGUGUGCUCAUGUGUAUGUGCUGUUCUCGAACGGAACAGAAACCAUUCUAUUUUAUUAUAAAACAGUGUUUAAUCGGUCAAGCGGUUCUAACGAGGUGAAGUCAUUUCAAAUGGCGCUAGAACAAGGCCUUGUACGACAUGUCUGCAGUUAUAAUUAUGGCUGUUCAGCAGAACUUGUAUAUGCUCAAAGUACAACUGAUUGUAUACCUAUGUGGUAUCGAAUGUCGUCCCCAGCUCAUUCGUGAAGAUAUGCUCAUUAACUCUUUAAAUACUUGGCUUAACUAAUAACUCGCUUACAGCAUGUACCUCGAUUUAUGUGGUUUAAUUAACCAAAGAUUUGUAUACGCAUCAUAGAUUGAUAUAAAUAUAAUGAAUUAACUGCGAAUCUAUCAUGGGACCUUAAAGCUGCACUCUCACAGAUUGAACGGUUUGACGACGUGCCAAUUAUUGCGAAAAUCCAUGGAAACCAGUUAUAUACGAAUGCUGACAAAAAUUAGAUCGCAUAUUUUUAUAAUUAAGUUAAAAAAUGAUGUGUUAUGCAUUUUUCUCAGCAGUCUUAAAGCUGCACUCUCACAGAUUUACCGUUGCUUAAACAUUUUAUUUUUUUUUGUCAUUGAAACAUUAAAUUUGAAAUGGAAAUAUGAAAAUCUGCGAUCUGAUCUUUUGUCAGCAGUCUUUCAUCACGUGUAAGCAGAUAUUUACGCAAACAUUUGCUAAUUCCAAGACAAAAAUAAAAAAAAGUUGGAAAAACGAAAAAUCAGUGAGAGGGCAGCUGUAAAACAUUGGUUUGCAGAAAUUUAUGCAAAAAUUUGCUCUUUCCAAGACAAAUAAUGAAAAAGUUGUAAAAAUGGUAUAUCUGUGAGAGUGCAGCUUUAAAUCCACCAAUACACCAGGCAUUUCUAAGGAUAACGAUAUGUAUAAUUAUGAUGAAUUGCGGGCUUUGAAGAUUCGUUUAAAAUUAUGACCAUAAAAUUGUUAAAAGCCUUAUUUACCAUAAAACAUAUCUUUAAAUAACCUUCUGUUUGGUUUGUAUCUUUUUUAACCAUCAUGCAACAUUUGUUAACUAAAUUAAAUUGGAGAUGGAUUCCAUAACCUAUCUUAUCUAAACAAAAAUAGUGUCAGUUUUAUAUAAAGUACAGUCGAACCCCGUUGGCUCGAACUCCCAGGGACCGGCGAAAAUACCUCGAGCCUCGGAAAAUUCGAGCUAAGCGGGAAUGCUUUCUUUCAGUAGAAGAAAUCGGUCCUUAACACCCGGUUCGAGACAACAAGGAAAUCGAGCCAAGCGAGUUCGAGCCAACGGGGUUUGACUAUAUUAGCGAAAAGUAUGUAUUAACGUGAAUUAAUGUUAGCGAAUAUGAUAAUCUGUAACAUUAAAAGUAAAUGUUAAUGUUAGGUGUAAAUGAAAUUUGAUUUGUACUUUAUUUGAAUGUGUUACCUGUUUUUAGAAACUUUACAGUUUAGUUACACCUUUUAUAUUUAAUCUGCAUUUUGAAACACAUGUAUUUAUUUCUUUUCGCAUAAGUGUAUGUUGAGUGUAAAAUAAAAUUGAAACUUUUAA
Messenger RNA from Mya arenaria, 4210 nucleotides. RefSeq lists its product as uncharacterized. Gene Ontology annotation, cellular component: membrane. The record is from RefSeq and is a predicted model, not a curated record. Gene Ontology annotation, biological process: signal transduction. The transcript is spliced from 7 exons. NCBI's taxonomy places the organism in Eukaryota, Metazoa, Mollusca, Bivalvia, Myida, Myidae. Gene Ontology annotation, molecular function: protein binding. The coding region runs from base 322 to 2442 and encodes 706 amino acids.